This is a messenger RNA of Raphanus sativus (radish), 1871 nucleotides long. RefSeq lists its product as uncharacterized. Gene Ontology annotation, cellular component: Cul4A-RING E3 ubiquitin ligase complex. Gene Ontology annotation, biological process: protein ubiquitination. Lineage: Eukaryota; Viridiplantae; Streptophyta; Magnoliopsida; Brassicales; Brassicaceae. The record is from RefSeq and is a predicted model, not a curated record. Bases 71 to 1708 code for a protein of 545 amino acids. The transcript has 10 exons.
UACCAAGUUGGUAGGACGAAGACAAACGAGACGGUGCACGGGAAGGGGUCUCUGGUGGCGGGUAAACGAGAUGGACGACGAGAGGAUCCUAGAGAGAGAGAGGCUACAGAUCGAGCUGAUUCGCGAGCUUGAUUUCGAGGAGUUGCAGGUGGAAGAAGUCGAAGAAGAUUCUCCAGAUUCCUCCGAAGAUGAUGAUGAUGAUCUCGCUGCAUUUCGCGUCACCUCCCAGUCCCACACUCGUCUCUCUGAUAAUCUCGGUGCUGAUGAACUUAUUUUCAACCCAGAUGUUGCUUCUCUACACACCUAUCUUGGCGAGGUUGAAGACACUCAAAACAGGAUUGCUUCUGUGGAUGGAGGCACCGUUUUGAAGCUCCCCCUUUUCUAUCUUGAAGGAGUGGUUCUAUUUCCAGAGUCUACACUUCCCCUUAGGAUUAUCCAGUCUAGCUUUUUGGCUGCUGUUGAGAGAGCUUUGAACCAAACUAAUGCGCCUUGUACUAUAGGUGUGAUUCGUGUUUACAGAGAAGGGCAUCAGUUCAAGUACGCCACUGUGGGUACAACCGCAGAGAUACGACAGUAUCGUCGACUCAGUGACGGCUCAUUCAAUGUUAUUACUCGUGGACAACAACGGUUUCGUUUAAAGCGUCGCUGGACUGACGUUGAAGGAUUCCCUUGCGGAGAGGUUCAUAUUGUUGACGAAGAUGUGCCCUUGAGGACUCCCAGGGAUGCGUUUGGGAAGCUGGUUCCGAUAAGCAACCUGCGAGAUCGCUGUGACUCGAGUGAAAUGUCUAUAUUUACACCUCAUAGAGAUACGGACGAACAACAGUCACAAGCAAAUUCUGAAGAAAGUUUUGAAAGUGGUCUUACUCUGUCCGAGAAAAGACUUCACUAUUCAGCACUUGACUCGAUUAUGGAUGACUGGACGAGUAUUGAUGAUGAUCAAGUAGUCAGCACAUCUAAUAUCCAAUCUAGUGCAUCUCAUUCAUACAGCUCUAAGUCCAUUGGAUGUUCUGGUCAAGAUGACAAAAACGUAUCUGCAAAUGGCAAGAUUCCUGUUUCACAAGGGGAAGAUCAAAAGCAUUAUAGACUGACAAGUUUCCGGGAAAAGACUGAUCUAAAUCGAUUCCGUAUGACCCCAAGAGCGUUUUGGCCAUUCUGGGUGUAUCGGAUGUACGACUCAUAUCAUCUUGCUCAAAGAGCAGCUGAUCUUUGGAAGCAGAUCGUUGGGGUUCCAAACAUGGAGGCUGUAGUGAAUAAACCAGAUAUUUUAUCCUUUUUCAUCGCUAGUAAAAUUCCUGUCUCCGAGUCAAUUAGACAAGAGCUCUUGGAGAUUGACGGAGUCUCCUACAGAUUGCAUCGAGAAAUAGAAUUGCUCGAGAGCUUUGAUCGUGUUCGAUGUAAACACUGCCAGACUGUUAUAGCAAGAAGAAGUGACAUGUUGAUUAUCUCUAAUGAUGGUCCUCUAGGUGCCUAUGUAAACCCACAUGGCUAUGUGCAUGAGAUAAUGACCUUUUACAAAGCAAAUGACAUAGCGCUUAGAGGUAGACCAGUUCUAAAAGACAGCUGGUUUCCUGGGUACGCAUGGACGAUUGCAAACUGUGCAACGUGUGAAACACAGCUGGGUUGGCUUUUCACAGCGGCAAACAAGAAGUUGAAACCAUCGUCUUUCUGGGCAGUUCGGAGCUCACAGGUUGCAGAUGACAUGCGCUGAAAAUAUAUUACAUCACGCCUUUUAUACCAAAUUAUCAUAUAUUACAUCACGCCUUUUAUACCAAAUUAUCAUAUAAAAAGUUUCUACAGAGAGAAACACUAUAUCACAUGUUUUUUUCUAAGUACAUAUGACUUCUUAUUAUAGAAUUACGAUUGGCUAGAUC